Nannizzia gypsea CBS 118893 is the source of this 2061-nucleotide messenger RNA. Its product is annotated as peroxin 8. Bases 1 to 2061 code for a protein of 686 amino acids. NCBI's taxonomy places the organism in Eukaryota, Fungi, Ascomycota, Eurotiomycetes, Onygenales, Arthrodermataceae. The transcript is spliced from 4 exons. The record is from RefSeq and is a predicted model, not a curated record.
AUGGGGACUGAAAGGUCCCUUGCGACGCUUUUGCGAUCACUUCAGACUGCAACAUCUUCCCAAGAUGCGCUCAAUCUUCUGCCCUCAGCGCUGGGCCACUUAACCCUACUCACUAAUCCACUGAAUGUCACUCUUCUAUCAAGCCAGCUACUUUGCUCGGAAUCGCUAUGGGAGCUGGCUCCCCUUGAUUUGCACUCCUGCCGACGGAUGCUGAGCGUCUUCAAUACGGCGGCAAUCACGAUAGUUAAUUACGAAUCCGCUUAUGACCCGCACUCCCCUAACCUGCAACGUCGCGGACUUGAACGAGAAGCUUGGAUGAAGGCAGUGGUGAAUGGCGCUGACGAGAAAUCGCCGCGAUGGAGACAUCUCCUGCUGCUUGGUGGACUGUUGCUCGGAUUUGAAGGCCAAAAUCGACGGAGUUUACCAUAUACAUUGAAGAAAAAGCUUGAAGCGGCCCUAGUUACUGGGAUAAAACUAGCUCUGAAUGAGCUUCGCUCCAGUCCGACGAUUGCUGCGCAUACGAUCGUGCUCGUGCUUAAUUUCACUUUCGAGCUCUUAUCAGAUUGGGAACGUAGCAGGAUUGAUUACGACAUCUUGCUUCCUGUUUUAGCCGAUACUGCAUUUCUAUCAUCAGAGGGACUUGAAUCUGGCUACUUUCUGGGCUCGCUUGAUAGGGGCAUUGAGGAAAUUCCGGGCCAGGGCAAGUUUUGCUGGAAAGAGGACUCGCCUUCGUACCAUCAAGCGAAGGAUAUAUUAGCAAGACCCCUUGUGGCUUCAUUCGGCCCACUUUCUAGGCUCAUAGCGCAUGCUAUUGAGAACACCAGCAACCGUGGCCAGGUCAUACAAGUACUAGACACUCUCUUUGAACUAUCUAGAACGUUGAUGGUUCAGUGGCGCCAAAACAAGCUCUCCGAAAUCGACCAAUCCGAGGAAUCAGAAUUUCUCGAUGAGGCCUCACUGCAGACUACUGUUCCUACCCUUUGGAAGUUAUUAAAUAUACCCCUCUUUUCUUUUAUCAUUGUUCUACGGGCUAUCCUCGGAAGAGUGCUCAAUGAUGCCAUUCUUGCCUCUGAUAGAAGCAGCCCAUUUAUUGCCUCUAAGACGCUUAAAUCCCUUCGACAUCUUGCAUUUAUUACUGCAAGGGCUGGAUAUAGCAGCUCAUCACAAUAUGUCUUCGUCAAUCUAACAGCCAUUGAUAUCCUUGCCCAAUAUCCUGAUCUGUCAGAAGAUUUUUUGGAAGAGAUUCGGCCAUCAGACUCAUCGAAAAUACCCCCUCAUCCACUCGAUAGAUGCUUGGACCUUUUCUUUCUCAACACCGCGGAACAUUUCAGUUUGAUAGUAUCACCCGUGCUGAAUGAGCGACUUCUUCUAUUAGCAGCACAGCCUUAUCUAGCUGCUGGUGGGAAUAACCAUCUCCUAGAAAUUUUCGAAUCUGCUCACAGUGUAAUGCUUGCUGUCCUUGCGGCUCCGCAAAGUGCUAAUAUGGCCGCAAAACAUCUUCCCUCUUAUAUUGAUACCCUUUUUACCGUUUUCCCGAAAAACUUAUCAGCAAGACAAUUCCGCCUUGCGUUCAAAACCAUCCUUAAGAUAACCGCGCCUCCAUCACCUCUUGCCAACAGCCAACCAUAUUUACCCUCAGUUCUUCUCCAACUCCUAUACGAUAGAGCCGUUGAUGCGCCUACAACACCCCUACUACCUCCAGCAACUGAUUCAACCCCAGACCCAGCUCCCGAAGAUCUUUCAGAGCAAGGUGUACUUGCAAUGACUAUAAUAGACGGUCUUCCGUAUCUCCGAGUUGAACUACUUGAGGAUUGGUUAGAUCUAACUGUCGACUUAAUAAACCGGAUUCCCGAUCAAGAGAUAAGGAGAAAAUGUCAAGAGAAGUUCUGGGAUACGUUAAGCAACGGAGAUAUGGAUGUGGAACGAGCCAAUUUUUGCGUGACAUGGUGGAGCACGCGGUCAGGGAGCGAUAUGCUUCUCCGGAAAUCCGAAGAAGAAGAUGCCCAACUAUUUAGCAUGAGUGGUGGUGUGGUCGCUGAACCCAUACAGAGCAAAUUAUAG